Messenger RNA from Seriola dumerili (greater amberjack), 528 nucleotides. It is a transcript of the gene fbxo36a, whose product is annotated as F-box protein 36. The coding region runs from base 1 to 528 and encodes 175 amino acids. Lineage: Eukaryota; Metazoa; Chordata; Actinopteri; Carangiformes; Carangidae. Gene Ontology annotation, molecular function: protein binding. The record is from RefSeq and is a predicted model, not a curated record. The transcript has 4 exons.
AUGGCGUCCUUGCUCGGGGAGCAACUGUUUGAAAUAAGUAGUCAAGGUCCACCUCCUCCAAAAGAUUUUUUCCAACUUGUUAAUACGAAAAAUGAGGUAAUAUGGAGAUCAUGGAGGAUUUCUUUGCAACUUAAUUGCCGGGGCGCUCCACCCAAAGAGCUGAGGACAUCCCAUCUCGAAUUCCUACAUCACAAAGUGCUACAGCAACAAAUUGGCACUGUUUUUGGGCAGAGGAUCCUGGAAUACACAAUAUCACUUUGUCAAGGAAAGUUUGAUUACCUGGAGCGCUUACCUGAUAACAUGAUGCUCUGCAUCAUGUCCUACCUAAAGCUGAAAGAGACAACACUUCUGGCACAGGUUUCCCAUAGAUUCAGAAAGCUCUGCAAUUCUGAGAAGUUUUGGGAGCACACUGUGAGGAAUCGCUGUGAUGGGUUUACCAGUGACAUGGAAGGCAUAGCCAAUGCCAUGGGCUGGAGAAAGACCUUCUUUACCUUUUUCCACUCCAGUGGCAGGAAGGAGCAGCAGUGA